CGAAGUUAUUCCGUUUUGCCAGAAUUACAAUGAUAUUGACGGGCAUCUGGAAACUGGAAAUGCCUCACCGGUCGAAAGGAUUCCGACAUAUAUACCCGGUUUAUUCGAUGGCGACCCACGUGAUCUAUGUCUCCAUUCCUCUUUUCUUAACCAUGAACUUGCCACAACUUUUGAAAACUGACUUAGGCGAAGCUCUCGAGACGCUAUCGAAAAUUCUCUAUUGCGUACCGCUAAUGACGAAACUGUUUUCUUAUCAGUCUGAGUCUUCAAAAAAGUUACUAUCGAAGGCUAUCAAGGACGAGACGCGCCUGCUGCAGAGCGGAGACCGCACGGUGGUCAACAUUUACGCAGAUCAUGUAUUUUUUUGCAACCUGCUCAACAAAUUCCUCUGGAUAUCCGCCGCAGGCGCUGGUUCGUUGCUCUGCGAAAUAGGCAUCGUCGGUAGUUACAAAUAUCACAAAUUAAAUAUAGAAAGCAACGAAACUUUGCCGAAACCUUUGCCGCUGCCAUUCUGGUAUCCGUUCGACGAAAACAAGUACCACAUCUGUGUUCUCUUCGAACAAUUGUUCGUAAUAGUGUGGUGCGGAUUGUCAGUUGCGGCGGUCCAGAUUUUCAGUAACUCCAUGAUGAUUUACAUGAGAGGACAGUUGAAAAUAUUACAGAACUACUUUAGGAACCACCACAAAUAUUUGAGCGUUAACGUUGUAGGUAAUGGCGGCAGUCUCAAUACGUUGAAACUUUUAUGUGUUAAGCAUCAAUAUUUAAUAAGGUACAUAAACAAUGUUAAUGGUGUUUUUAGAAGCAUAGUUUUGAUCGAGUACAGUAUCUCGUCGGUAAUGUUAGCCACCUCACUCUUGCAAGUGAUUGCGGGUCACAAUGUAACCUACAAUGCUACUCACAUAUCGGUGAUAACGAGUCAGCUGUUACUAUUGGCUUGGUCGUCUGACGAAAUCGUAGUCCAGGUCCGUCUUUCACACUUUCACACCAGUCUAGAACUAUCAUCUGCGCUUUAUGAAAGUAAAUGGUACGAAUGCGAAAGGGGGUCUAGAAUUUUGAUUGGUAUAAUGCUGAUGAGAUGCCAGAAACCUUUGAGUAUCGAUAUAGGUUCGUUUGGACCUAUGAGGAUUAAGUCAGCAAUGUCUGUGAGUAUCGAAGCUACACAUGUUUUAUUUGACAUUUAUUUUAAGAGCACAUUUAUGACAUUUAUAUUUGAGAAGCUUGUUAAAGAGCAAAUUAAUUUAUUGAAAAGAAUAUACUGUACUAAACAAAAAAAGGCAAUAUUCCAAAAAAGAGAUUUGCUUACAAUCUCUUUCCUAUUUGACGAGUCAAGCAAAUAGUUUCUGUCUCUGACAUCUAUCACUUAAUCGCUUAACAGAAAGGCAUUUUAAAAGAUAACUGCGAUAGCCAAAGAUAGUCAAAAAUUGGA
This is a messenger RNA of Cylas formicarius (sweet potato weevil), 1426 nucleotides long. RefSeq names its product odorant receptor 30a-like. Gene Ontology annotation, molecular function: odorant binding; olfactory receptor activity. Gene Ontology annotation, cellular component: plasma membrane. Gene Ontology annotation, biological process: sensory perception of smell; detection of chemical stimulus involved in sensory perception of smell. The record is from RefSeq and is a predicted model, not a curated record. Lineage: Eukaryota; Metazoa; Arthropoda; Insecta; Coleoptera; Brentidae. Bases 30 to 1337 code for a protein of 435 amino acids. The transcript is spliced from 6 exons.